GACCGUCAGUCAGCUUCAAGUCCCGCCCCGGGCGCUCCGGCCACGCCCUUCAGACCGUCACGUGACGCGCCAAGAUGGCGGCGCCGAAGCCGCAGCCUGGGUCUGAGUCGAGGGCUGCUGGUGCGGUGCUGAGGGGAGAUGGAGAAGCGCCGCAGGAUAUCAAGAUGGCACUGUAUACACAUGGUCGGCUGAUUCCUUCUCUAGGAGAUGUAAAACUCGCAAGACCAAGGUUUAUCGAAAUCAUGAGGAAGUUUGAUUACGAGAAACAGCCUUAUAUUGUUGGAACUUUCUUCUUUGGGACUACUAGUGCAGUGUCUGGACUACUGGCAAACAUCAUUUUCAGAGACAGUUUCAAGGUUAAGCAUGAAGCCCUGAAGACCUAUGUAUCCUUGACUACCAUUCCGUUUGUGUCUACCAUCGUGACCUUCAAGCUCUUUGUAACUCAUGCUUUGGAGUCAGGUGACAUAAGCCGGGAAAACUGUGUUUGGAGAAGUGUCCUGAUUGGUGUGAUAUGUGGUGUCAUAUAUCCCACUGCUCUGGCCUUUAAUACAAAUGGACAUUUGGCAGUUAAGUAAGUCUGUCCAUGCUUCUCUUUUUACUUUAUUCUUGCCCCCCCGCCAUGUGGUGUGUGUGUGUGCAUGCAUGUGUGUACGCAUAAGACAACCCCAGAUAUUAUUUCUCAAAAGCUGUCCACUUGAUUGUAUGUUUUUGACCCAGGAUCUCACUGUGCAGCCAUGAAUAGCCUGGAGCGCUCUAUGUCUACCAGGCCGGCCUUGAACUCAGCUGCCUGCCUUUGCAGGUGCGGGGACUGAACACAUGCCAUUAUGCCUGUUCACCUUACAUUUUUGAAAUAGGGACUGUCAUUGGUCCAGAGCAGUGGAUCCCAACCCUUUUGGUAGUCAAACAACCCUUUCACAGUUAUUGCCUAAGCUCAUCAGAAAACACAGAUAUUUAUAGUACUAGUCAUAACAGCAACAAAAUUAUACUUACAAAUUAGCAACAAAAAUAAUCUUUUGGUGGGGGUGUCACCAGAAUGUGAGGAACUGUAUUAAAGGGAUCAUAGCACUCAGAGGGUUGAGAUCCACUGAGCUAGAGCUUGCUGUUGGGCUGACCAGACAGUGAGCCCAGGGACCUUUCUGCCUCUACCUCCCCAGCACUGGGGUAGAAGCACAUGGCCAAAACAUCUGGCUUUCUGUUUUUCUGUAACCCAGAUGAUUCUGGGGAGCAAACUUUAAUUCUCGUGGUUGCAAGCAUUUUAUUGAUCCAGCAAUCCAGUCCUUUUUCUUCUA
Alexandromys fortis (reed vole) is the source of this 1289-nucleotide messenger RNA. RefSeq names its product transmembrane protein 126B (gene Tmem126b). The record is from RefSeq and is a predicted model, not a curated record. Lineage: Eukaryota; Metazoa; Chordata; Mammalia; Rodentia; Cricetidae. Gene Ontology annotation, biological process: mitochondrial respiratory chain complex I assembly. The transcript is spliced from 4 exons. Gene Ontology annotation, cellular component: mitochondrion. The coding region runs from base 75 to 575 and encodes 166 amino acids.